Messenger RNA from Symphalangus syndactylus (siamang), 1022 nucleotides. RefSeq names its product intraflagellar transport associated protein (gene IFTAP). Gene Ontology annotation, biological process: spermatogenesis; acrosome reaction. Gene Ontology annotation, cellular component: 9+0 non-motile cilium; cytosol. NCBI's taxonomy places the organism in Eukaryota, Metazoa, Chordata, Mammalia, Primates, Hylobatidae. Gene Ontology annotation, molecular function: intraciliary transport particle A binding. The record is from RefSeq and is a predicted model, not a curated record.
UUUUCCUUAAAGAGUCACCACGCGUCAGCUGAAAGAACCACAUUUCCCAAGAAUCCAUUCUCUCUGGGAUGUGUCGCUUUGGAAAUCUGUCUUUGUUGCUCUGGGAGAGGGGACUCCCGGAAUGUGUCUGUGAAUAAAGACUAGCCGAAGGUGUGAAGUGACUAGAUGGGAGCAAAGGAGGAAAACUAGGGAAUGGAAGGAAAAUAGAGUUAGUGGCUUUUUCACAUCUUUCCAGUCCAAGAACUUAUAGAUAAUGUGGCCUCAUGAAUAGGAAUGUCUGCCCAUAUGUCAGGAUUGGAAAUAAUGGAUGAAGAUCAAUUAAUCAAAGAAGUCUUGGAUAAAUUCCUUAAAUGUCAUGAGCAAACAUAUGAUGAAGAAUUUCUGAACACUUUCACUCAUCUUUCACAAGAGGAUCGUGUGUCCAAAAGGGGAGUGUUUGGAACUGAUUCUUCAGAAAACAUUUUUACCUCAGCAAAAGUUACUCAUAAAAAUGAAGCAAAUGACUGCCAUCUUAGAAAUAAAACCAUCUUUCUUCGUACUUCAUCACAAUGUUUGGAAGAACAGGUAGAUAAUUUCCUAGAUUUAGAAGAUUUGGACAUGGAUGAAGAGAUUAAACCCCAAAUGAGUGAGGAUUUGCUGCUGCUUCCGGGAGAAGUGGAGCAGGAUGUAAGCACCAGCAUUCCUUCCUGUAUCCCUUUUGUGGCCCAGCCUCCUACCUGUGAAAUGAAGCCAAAGCCCGCUGUAAAAAGAAUGGACAAACAGACGGAAGAGAUACUUGGAGAUGAAGUUCAACCCUUUUCACUUGAUGAAGAAUUUGAUUAUGACAAUGUGACGCUAACCUCCAAGUUUAGUCCUGCAGAGAUAGAGACCAUCAAAGAGCUAUGCAAGCAGAAGAGAAAGGACACCAGCCCAGACUUAGGGGAACCCUGUGGCUGAUUCACAGAGGCAUGUUUUGUGUGUGUGCUUAUUUUAAUUUUGUUCUUAUUCAAGCAACAUUAGAAUAAAAGAUAAACCUACUAUAA